Molecule: messenger RNA, 1378 nt
Organism: Doryrhamphus excisus (bluestripe pipefish)
Lineage: Eukaryota; Metazoa; Chordata; Actinopteri; Syngnathiformes; Syngnathidae
Gene: fam107b
Product: family with sequence similarity 107 member B
Source: RefSeq, a predicted model, not a curated record
UCUGUGGGUCCCGGUUGGAGUGUGUGAGUGUUGACCAGUUUCCAAAAGCAGCCGCGGCAAAGCGAAGACACACCUCGAACCACACCAGUGACCGUGUCAUGCGCUCAUUUUUAGAUUUGAACACUUUGGCAUCGUGUAAGUGACACAAACUCGAAGAAAAAGAAGCGAUUUGGUGGCUUGACUUGGAGAUUCGCGUGACCUUGGUCUGUCGCUGUCACCAGGGAGGAGUGUCAUGGCCGAGCCAGACUAUCUAGGAGAAGACUGUGAUGAGCUUAUCAAACCGAAGAAGUUGAUCAACCCGGUCAAGAACUCUCGGAACCACCAGGACCUGCACCGGGAACUGCUCAUGAACCAGAAGAGGGGCCUGGCUCCUCAGAACAAACCCGAACUACAGAAGGUUCUGGAGAAAAGGAAGCGGGAGCAAGUCCUUAAGGCUCAGAAGGAGGAGCAAGAGGCACAUAAGAAAAGGAGCGACUUGGAGAUAGAGCUCAUGAAAAGACAACAGAAACUGGAGCAGCUGGAACUGGAACAACAGAAAAACGAGGAGGAACAAGAGAACACUCCUGAGUUUGUGAAAAUGAAGAGCAACCUUCGCAGGACCAAGCAGGAGACAGAUGGCGAAGAAAGAACCACCUAAAAUUCAACAAGCAGUCACUGGCACUAACACGUCACGAGUGUGUGUGUGUGUGUGUGCGUGUGUGCAAGCGAGAGUACGUGUGUUGACCUGACCGUGAUCUGAGGUGAACUGCUUGCCUUUUUCCCAAACUAGCUGUUCCUUCUCAGUGAGGCAAGAGACUUGCUGGCUAAAGACCCCUAUGUUUGCCCACCACGGAGCACCUGCACUAGUCGCAGCAGCACACAGCACCCCCUGCUGGAGAGACUCACAUGUUACAUCCCUAUUCAGGCCAGCUGAAGACCUCCAAUGGAGAACCACACACACAUUUUCCGUCUGUUUCACGCCUUUCUCCACACCAAGCUGUCAUUUCUCUCUAUUGUUAUUGUGUCAGUAUUGUUAUUGUUUCGGUUUUGUUUAACCUACUAAUCAUAGAAGGAAAAGUGGACACUGGAUGGACUCUCAAAAGCUGUGUAAUUUGUAAAAAGCCAAACAAAAUGUGUUUUUUGUUAUUUAUGUUUUAGCUUUUAGCCCAUUUAUAGAGGAGUUGCAAAGGGGACACUUUUAGUUAUGUAUUUUUGUUUUAUGGCAUCGGUGUUGAAGCCAGAACAGGACAAAGGGAGUGUAAGUUUUUGUUUUUUUUAAUUUCUAAACAUGCCACUUUCUCAGCUAAUGCAAUUUGGAGCAAUAUAACUCCCCAGGCAUGAGAAUGAUUUUUCUUUUCUUUAUACAUCCUGUUUUGUAUGAAUAAAAGUGUUAAAUAAA